CCCCUCUCCAAACUCUCUGUUACUACCUUCCAAUCCAACCCCACGCUUCUUCAUACACCAAACUCCACUUGCUGCUUCAAUCAAUACAAACACACACCCUCUAUUCUGCAAAGCUCAAACGACGUCGUCCUCACUACCAUGAUGAGUACUAACUUAAACUCACCCUCCUCUUCUUCAACUUCUUCCUCAUCAUCCUUAUCCAUGGAUCUAGACGAAUCCACCGAAACUCGAAUCCAACGACUCAUAUCCGAACACCCUGUCAUCAUCUUCACCCGAUCCUCCUGUUGCAUGUGCCACGUCAUGAAGAAUCUCCUCUCCACCAUCGGCGUUCAUCCAACCGUUAUCCAAUUGGACGACAACGAGAUCCCCUCUCUUCCUACCUCCGAUCAUACUCUCGCUCCUGCCGCUUUCAUCGGCGGAAUCUGUAUCGGCGGAUUGGAAUCCCUUGUCGCUCUUCAUGUCACCGGUCACCUCGUUCCCAAACUCGUUCAAGUCGGUGCUCUCUGGAAUAGUAUUUGAUAAUUCAUAUCAUAUCAUCUUCCUCCUCCGCAUAAUAUGUGCUAUUAUUAAUUAAUUGUUCCUAUUCUACCUAUUAUUAGAUCAUUUCCCUCUUAAAAAAAGAAAAAAAGCAUGAAUACUAUGAAGACGAUACUCAUCAGGUUAGGUGUGUCUCGAUGUCGAACACCAAAAUGACACAAACACUUAUAUUUAUAUUAAAUGUGUAAUUUUUAUUAGUGUCGACGUAUCAAUGUCCGUGUGUGUUUGGUGUCUAUGUCGGUGUACGGCCUUCAUAGCAUGGAAAUGCUUUGCAUGACUAAUUGUAUAGUAGUUAAUUAUUUAGGGUGUAUUUUCUUUAAUUUCGACGUUGAAAUGAAAUCUCAAUUUGUGUUUUGUUGUAAUUGAAAUUAGUAGUGUAAUGGAAUUUGUGGGUGCAGUAUCUAUCGAUCA
This is a messenger RNA of Trifolium pratense (red clover), 948 nucleotides long. Its product is annotated as glutaredoxin-C6-like. Bases 139 to 519 code for a protein of 126 amino acids. Lineage: Eukaryota; Viridiplantae; Streptophyta; Magnoliopsida; Fabales; Fabaceae. The record is from RefSeq and is a predicted model, not a curated record. The transcript has a single exon.